Molecule: messenger RNA, 873 nt
Organism: Penicillium lagena
Lineage: Eukaryota; Fungi; Ascomycota; Eurotiomycetes; Eurotiales; Aspergillaceae
Exons: 1
Coding region: 1-873 (290 amino acids)
Source: RefSeq, a predicted model, not a curated record
AUGGCUGGAAUUGUCAGCACUCCUCUUCCCUUCCUCCGAAAGUCCGAGGACCCUAAACCUCUGCAUCCUCGAUGGGGUGAUGUGGAUAUAUCCGUUCCUACCGAGGGUUCAUGGAAUCAAUACGAUAAUCCUCAUCGAGCUAUGCGUGAACCGCAGUGCUAUGGACCGGGCUUUGUCCCCGACUGUUGUUCAUAUGAUAAAGAAAUAAUAAAAAAUCACCGCCCAGAUGGCAACAACUCACACUCUACGGCAGCCUAUAUCGACACGACUUCUUCAUCUCGGCGCAACUCCCGGGCCCUCGGGGCCUUGCGACCCGGUCGACUGUCUGUCCGUCUUGCCUCACGGCCCAAACACCUGAGAAAUAACUCACAGACCGCGCAACAAUCUCAGUCAAUGGAGCCGGAAAGAACCGAAUUUGCAUAUAAACCGAUCCAGCAGGACUAUACAGCUGAGGCGAUCGAGAAUGCAACUCAGUUCCAGCAGCAGCAACAGCAGCCUACUCGAUUCAAAUACAUUCCCACCAACGGACGAUAUCUCGAGCAGCUCGCUCAUGUCCCUUCUCGUAGCCAGUCUGUUGAUUCCUACCGCGGUUCUCAAUUAUGGCGGAACUCAGUCAUAAGGUCUCUGGAGGGUCAAGGAAGCGGCCGCGAUCUUCCAACGACGACCUAUAAGAGCAAUAUCGAGGAUGAUCGCCGAAGCCUUCGCUCAAAUGUUGGUGGUGACUCCUCAGACGGCUCCACUGGCCCACGCCACUAUGUGUUGCCGACCAGACGAAAAACCUCGCCGCAGGUUGUGACGGACCGGAAGAGGUUUUCUCUGUUGAAGCCCAUGACUACAGCGAUGGUCCCGGAAGCGGAUGAUCUUUAUGAAUAA